Molecule: messenger RNA, 1844 nt
Organism: Ananas comosus (pineapple)
Lineage: Eukaryota; Viridiplantae; Streptophyta; Magnoliopsida; Poales; Bromeliaceae
Product: cytochrome P450 94A1-like
Exons: 1
Coding region: 106-1617 (503 amino acids)
Molecular function (GO): oxidoreductase activity, acting on paired donors, with incorporation or reduction of molecular oxygen; monooxygenase activity; heme binding
Source: RefSeq, a predicted model, not a curated record
AAAAUAAAAAAGCUAGCCGAUGAAACGCAUUAUAUAAACCAUGUAUUAUUCUUCGUUUUCCUACCAAGUGUUUGUUCGCUAGCUGAAUGCAGUGAGAUAGUAGAUAUGGAGCUCUUCACUCUCCAACUGCUAGUUCUUCUCUUCCUUCUCCCCUUCUUCCUCUACAUCUUCUUCCGUCAAGACCAACCACGAAAACCCACCGCCUACGGCCUAAAACCCUACCCAAUUCUCGGCUACCUCCCGCAGUUCAUCAAGAACCGCCACCGGUUCCUCGAAUGGACGACCGAAAUCCUCCUCGCAAGCCCGACGCGCACGAUGGUCUUCCGAAGCCUCGGGCAGGCCAGCGGCGUCAUCACCGCCAACCCCGCAAAUGUGGAGCACAUGCUGAAAAUCAACUUCAAAAACUACCCGAAGGGCGAGCGCUCGCUCGCCUUGUUCGAAGACUUUUUUGGCCGUGGAAUCUUUAACUCUGAUGGGGAGCAUUGGAAGCAGCAGAGAAAAGUGGCGAGCCACGAAUUCAAUACGAAAUCCCUCCGUAACUUCGUGGUGGAUGCAGUGCAAUUUGAGAUACAGCACAGAUUGUUGCCGUUGUUGAACAAAGCGGAAGAAAGAGAAGAGAUCGUCGAGAUGCAGGACGUUCUCGAACGUUUUGGUUUCGAUAACAUCUGCAAGGUGGCCUUCGAUGCUGAUCCCGCUUCCCUCACUGAAGAAGGCUUUGCUGGCACGAGCUCUGACUUCAUGCGGGCUUUCGGAGAAACGCAGUACCUCAUCGGAUGGCGGCUCUUGGAUGCACUGAAUGUGACAUGGAGGAUCAAGAAGCUACUCAAUAUCGGAUCGGAGCAGCGCAUAAAAGAAGGGAUCUCGAUCGUCCACAACUAUGCUCUUGACAUUAUUCGGUCACGAAAGGAGAGGCCUUUGGAUCGGAAGAGCGAUCUCCUGUCCCGAUUUGCAUCGUAUGAAGACCACUCAGAAGAGCUCCUUCGCGAUAACGUGAUAAAUUUCCUUGUUGCUGGCCGCGAGACUACUUCGUCGGCACUGACAUGGUUCUUCUGGAUUGUAUCUACGAGACCCGAUGUUGAAAAAAAGAUUGUAGAAGAGAUUAGAACAGUCCGAGAAAUGAAUUCGAAUUCGAGCGAGAUGUUCAGCUUUGACGAGCUACGAGAGAUGCACUACUUGCAUGCUGCGAUAUCGGAGACGAUGAGAUUAUACCCUCCUGUGCCUAUUGAUAGGCAAUCAUGCAAAAAGGACGAUACGCUGCCGGACGGAACGUUCGUGGGGAAAGGAUGGUUUGUAACAUACAAUGCUUAUGCUAUGGGAAGAUCGAAGGAAAUAUGGGGGGAGAAUUGCGAAGAGUACAAGCCGGAGAGGUGGUUGGAAAAUGGGGUUUUCCGGCCAGAGAACCCGUUCCGUUACCCGGUGUUUCAUGCCGGACCGAGAAUGUGCUUGGGGAAGGAGAUGGCUUAUAUACAGAUGAAGUCCAUUGCGGCUUGUUUGCUUGAAAGGUUUCAGCUUAGUGUUGUGGGAAAGAAGAGCGCUCCUGAGCAUGAAUUCUCACUGUCGCUCAAAAUGAAAGGAGGCUUACCAACUCAGAUUGGAAAGAGAGAGGAAAAAUAUUAAUUAGGAUCUGCGUACUAAUCAAUUAAGGUUGUGAUGUCUAUGUUGUUUAUGUAAGGUACGGAGUACUGUUUAUUUCCAUAAAGUGCUAAGGUUUCAAGAAUUGCAGUUUUGUAACUCUUGUUUGUUCUAAAUUUUUGAGUUUUUAUUUCACUAGAAUAAUGUAAUACUUAGAUAAGGCUUAGUAACGGUGUGUUAUUUGAGAAUAAAUAAUAGAUUAAUUGCAUGUC